Molecule: messenger RNA, 1173 nt
Organism: Anopheles nili
Lineage: Eukaryota; Metazoa; Arthropoda; Insecta; Diptera; Culicidae
Gene: Cpr76Bc
Exons: 2
Cellular component (GO): extracellular matrix
Source: RefSeq, a predicted model, not a curated record
CAUCUCCAGCAUUUUCUAAUGGCGAUCAUCGCCACGACUGGCUUCGGAUUGGUAUCCUCCUAUAAGGACUCGCUGCACGCCUACGCGCCCGAAUACGCUCAUCCGGCCUACUCCUUCAGCUAUGGCGUCAAGGAUCUGCACAGCGGGGACGUCAAAUCGCAGUGGGAAACGCGCGACGAUGGCAUCGUCAAGGGUCACUACAGCGUCGUCGAGCCGGAUGGAUCAAUCCGCGAGGUGGACUACACGGCCGAUUCGAAGACGGGCUUCAACGCUGUCGUGAAAACACACGGUCCAAAUGCACAUCCAGUGCGGGACCACGAUCAUCACGAAUUACAGCACCACUACUACGACGAGCACCACUCGCAAUCAAAGAUCAACCACUUCAGCAAGGGCCAGGAUCAUCUGAUCCUCAGCUCAGACCUUCCUCAACGCGAGAAGGACAUUGCGGAGAUCAGCGAGAAAAAACGACCGAUCCCAUCGAUCCUGGAGCUGAAGCCACACGUCAAUCUCGAGAAGCCAUUGGUUGCGUACAAGCACUACGAGCCGCCGAAGACGAUCUUCAAGCACUAUUCGUAUGACGAACUGAAGCCGCAUCACGUCACGGUGGAGACGGAAUAUGGUGGCCACAAGCAGUACGAACAGUCCGCAGAAUUCUUCUCUGAAUCAGUUGAUACCGACAAGGAUCCGUUCAAGCCAAGCAUCCGUAUUGAGGAAGUUAAAGCACCUGACCUAUCUAAGCUGAAGCCGAUCUCACCGGAUGUCGACUUCUCACAGCUCUCCGAAAGUGACCUCGGCCCGUACUACACCAAGGACAGCUUCAGACCGUUUGCACAGUACGCAAACCAUGUGUCGCACCCAGUCACGCUGCAGAAGGCGAAGGUACACGCCAUCCAAGUGGACAGCAAGCCGAAGAAGAACCUGCUGAAGCCGCUCACCACACCCGGGCUGAAGAACUUCGCCUCACCGUCGGUGUACAAGUUCUCAGCUCGUGGUCCAGCACGACCCGACUACUCGAGCUACUUCAAGGCGAAGGCAAGCCGCCAAGCCCGCACUGGACCGGUGUUGUUCCAUCCGGAUGAGCAGAAGCGAGCCUCGCAACGGAUGGUGCAGUCGAUGUUGUCUCGUCAACCUACCGCGCGCCAUCUGCCGGUGUACGCGAGAAACUACGCCUAA